AUGCUCGGCAAACUGGCGCAAAGCUUGCCCCGUUCGACGCUGUCGGACUCGCGCUAUGACGUCGUGCUCGAGUACUACAGGCGGGUGCGCCAGGAGCUCACAGUUGAGCUGCCGCUUGUGAGGCGCAAGUGGAAGCAAAUCGCGACAUGCCUGGCGUUUCAAUACGUGCACGGCAUCUUCACGCAGCUGGCGUACUUCAACCACGCGCCGCAGCCGGAGCCGCUCCCUGACGUCGGGUUCCAGGCGCUGCCCGAGCUCGGCCGCGAGAACCACUGGGCCUCCGAGACUAUUUUCGGCGCGCUGAUGGGCGGAACGAUCCUCUGGAGCCUCUCGCCGUUCGUGGUGCCGCGAAAACGCUUCUACACCGUCCUCCUCUACGCACGCGCCCUCAGCGUCAUCGUCUUCUGCCAGAUCCUGCGCAUCAUCUCCUUCCUCUCCACCAGCCUCCCCGCGCCCAACUACCACUGCAGAUCCGGCGAGCCAACUGCGCGGCCGCCGCCCCCCGAGCACUGGUGGGACUACAUAAUUGUCGACGUUAAGCGACAAUCCGCUUUUGGGUGCGGAGACCUGAUCUUCUCGUCGCACACGACCCUGGCGCUGGUCUUCACGCUCGCCUACACGACGUACGGGUCGUACCGGUGGAUCAAGGCCGCGGCCUGGGCCGCGUGCGUCGCCCUCUCCAUGCUCAUUGUCGCGUCACGCAAGCACUACACCGUCGACGUGGUGGUGGCGUGGUACACGGUGCCGCUGGUGUUCAGCCUGCUGCACCGCUCCUGGACGACGAAGCGGCCGCUCCUGGACGACUCGCCGUCCCGGCCGCCGUCGCCGGGCACCACCGUGGAGCUGCAGGCGAUCAAGGUGGACGCGAACGGCGCCGCGGGCGACAGCAGCGGCAACGGGAGCCUGUCCGGGACCAUCGGCGCGGACGCGAUGCUGCUGGCGCCGGUGACGUCCCCGCCGCGCAGCCGAACAGAGGGCGACAUGACGAAGCUCGGCGCGCUGGCGGGUGCGUCUGCGGUGGCGGGCAGCGCGGGGACGCGCAUGGUGAAGAUGCCGGGGCCGCACCGGGCGGCGACGGCGAAGGGGGCGCGCAUGGGUAAGGAAGGGAAGCACUGA
Molecule: messenger RNA, 1116 nt
Organism: Pedinophyceae sp. YPF-701
Lineage: Eukaryota; Viridiplantae; Chlorophyta; Pedinophyceae
Source: the annotation of a GenBank genome assembly